CAGCUUAGCGGCCACUAACAAGAUUUGGAGUAAUGCUGUGAACACGCUACUAAACGCUAUGGGUACAUAUCAUGUGAAGGAUUGGAGACUUGAUAAACUUAACGUAAAUUCCCUUUGAUGGAUGGUCGUCGAAGCUAAUAAAGAAUAUUGCUGGCUUUUAUUAGAGAGCAUCUUAUUGGACGAGGACCUCCAACCACUAUGGCCACGGGAGCAGCAUACUCAUGAUAAUAGAAAGAAGCAUAUGCUUCCGCUUGCAUCACCUAUCCCUAGUUCACACGAUCCCACAUUUUCACCACCACUCAAGCGCAAGAAAGACCCACUCCCGCUAUCAGAUCGCACCGCAAAAUCUCAACGCAUGACUGACCAUCUCACGGCUCGAUUAGCAACGACAUUAUACGUCAGUUCGUCCAUGAAUCCUCAUAAUUCGAACCACAUUCAUCAAACUGGAAUGGAGAACAUACGAGGGUUUCAUCGAGUGCAAGAGCAAAUAGAUUCUCAUCAUCAUACAGCGGUCCACGAUUCUACUGAUCGUACAUCAGAACCGCGGAAAUACAGGAAACCCGGUCGAAAUCGUUCAAACCCCACAACACCAGUCCACAGCCAUCCCCCAAGCCCGGGUGUCAUCUCGAUCAGUGGAAAUGAAGGCUUGUUUCCGCCUUCCUCAUCGAUUUCGAAUUCAAACAUGAUUCCUCAUAAUACACCUUCAAGUAGGCAAGCAUUUGAAUCAUUUGCUAGAAAUAAUAUUCCAUCAAACAUUUCUCUGGAUCCCGCAUCAACUUCUCAACCAAGUAGUCUGCUGAUUAGACGAGAGAACCGAAGUAGACAGCAUCCAAUUCGUCCAUCCGCACAUCAACACUUGGCUAUGGCUACUAGACUGGCACUCUUUCAUCGAAUUGUAUCUACAACAAAGUCUGUGUCAGCUCAAACUAUAGAUAUGGAAAUCUGGAUUGCGGAACAAAUUGUCAAGCGUGGAUUUCCGGAUCGCUCCUCUUUUGAAGCGGCCAUGACCUCACAAACUCAAGCGUUGAAUGCUGCAUUGUCAUCACUUGGAGAGGGUUUUUCGCGAAGACUCCAGCUCUUGGCGUCAGCUCAUCGUUCUCAGGAUCAAGAAAUUGUUGUGUAUAGUCACAUUCAGACAGUCGUGGACGCUAUUUUAGAGACAGCACAUUCGCUUUGUGGAUCAGACUUUGAUAUGUCAGUCAGUCGUAUUUGUCCUCAAUGGUCAUUGCAUGAGGGUUCAAUUGAACAAAUUAUACAUUAUGUGCAGGCUGUGGAGAGCAUCCGUGAAAUCCUAUCAGAUCAAUUCCAACAUCCGCAGGAUCUCGCUGAAGAUUUGGCGCGUUCUCAGGAGGUGAUUGAUUAUCAAAGAAAUCUCUUCGGUGAGGUGCUUCGUAAUAACGGCUUGACAUGGCGAGCCCUGGGUUUACCGUCGAUGGAGGAGCACCUACAGAGGACACAAGAAUGGAUUUUGAACUUGGCCAAGACAUUAACAUUCAAAGUUCAAGCUGAAGUUCAGUUUGCUAACGAAAGUGCACUCCACCGUCACGCUACCUUGGAUUCAUAUCGAAACGCCGUGAUGGAUGAGGAAGAAAUAGACUCCAUAAUGGGAAGACCUGUUAGUGAGUUGAUGGAGCUGGUGCUACAGGGGGCGAUAUUGUCAGAAUCAUGUCUGGAGCUCUCAGGAAAACGUUGUCCAAUUCUUGUCACUGCAUGGAUGGAGCUGGCAUGUCAAUACUGUGCAUAUGCACUAGCCAAGCAGAAUGAACAUGUUCUCAAAGCAAACCAGGCUCGGUCUGUGGAAAACAUAAAGAAUGAGGACUUCAAAUCGACAGGGUCGAGACCUCAGACGCAAUAUCCACAGAUUCACCACCAUUUACAGUCAAAGAUGACGCGUGGAGCAAUCUUAAAGACUAUGGAGCUAUUUGAAAGCGUCAAUCGUCUAUUACAAUGUGUAAUGGAGAUGCGGGAGAGCGAAGAACCAGAUAGUCUGAGCCUUGGAGCUUUGACAUCAGGCCCAAAUACUUCUGGUGAUUUAGAAGAUCUCCAAGCAUUUCAUGGAGCAAGUACAGCUUCAAGUGAUCAAGAUGAUGCCAUGGAUUUUGUAUCUACUUCUUCAAGCUCAGGCUCAUUUUCAUAUGAACAGGGCUUUCAACAGCAACAUCAGCAACAAGAGCAGUCGCGUCCACAACAGCGGAGGUCGCCUAUGGAGCCGGCGCUAUUGAAACGAUUAAUCACUGUGGAAUCUCUAGCCUCUGUGCUGGUUGAGAUGGGACUUGAGUUGUGCGAGUCGAUGGCAGAAAUCCUUGGCUAUCGAUACCAUAAAGCCUCAUCAAAAUCAAGCCUCAAUGGUGCAGUGGUCCCCAACAGUCUGCCAUCGCCUUCCUUGGGUGCAACGUCUUCUUCUGGAAUUGCACUAUUAUCUCAUGAUGGGCAUCCUGCCGCUGCCACCACAAUCCCAUCAUCUAUUCGAGCGGCGGCUGCACUUUCAUCGUUGACAACCUUUGCAGGUGGUAGAGCUAUGGUUUCCGGUACAGGAGGUCUGGGUUUGAUUUUUGUUCAAUUUGUGAUUCGUCUUUUAAGCAAAAUCAUUGAAUUUGCAGGACUAGACUCGACUCAAGAGCAUCGACUUUUGAGAAUACACGUCAGCUUACAGAACUUGGAGCAUGCAUUAUCGAGUUAGUCAGGGUCCAAAUAGAAUGAUGAAUAAAUGUUGAAUACAGAGUGGCU
Messenger RNA from Lobosporangium transversale, 2727 nucleotides. RefSeq lists its product as hypothetical. NCBI's taxonomy places the organism in Eukaryota, Fungi, Mortierellomycota, Mortierellomycetes, Mortierellales, Mortierellaceae. The coding region runs from base 122 to 2680 and encodes 852 amino acids. The record is from RefSeq and is a predicted model, not a curated record. The transcript has 2 exons.